AUGGCCCAACAACAGAACCAGAAUGUUAUGCGGAGGAAGCUGGUCAUCAUUGGUGACGGUGCGUGUGGGAAGACCUCACUGCUCAGUGUCUUCACUCUUGGGUACUUCCCAACAGUCCCUACAGUUUUCGAGAAUUACGUGACGGAUUGCAGGGUGGACGGAAAGAGCGUUCAACUGGCGCUGUGGGAUACGGCAGGACAAGAGGACUAUGAGCGAUUACGACCUCUGGCAUACUCGAAAGCCCACGUAAUCCUCGUUGGGUUCUCGAUCGACACCCCCGACUCUCUGGAUAACGUCAAGCACAAGUGGGUUGAGGAGGCCAAUGAGAGAUGUCCUGGUGUACCGAUCAUCCUGGUCGGCCUGAAGAAGGAUCUCAGAGAAGAUCCGGUCGCUAUGGAGGAGAUGAGAAAGAAGUCACAGCAGUUCGUCUCGAGUCGAGUAGCCACAGAUAUCGCACACGACAUUGGCGCCCGGAAGUACCUGGAAUGUUCGUCGCUGACAGGAGAGGGAGUUGACGACGUAUUCGAAGCUGCGACACGAGCAGCCUUGCUCUCAUUUGAGAAGGGCGAGAGUGGAGGAUGCUGUGUCAUACUCUGA
This is a messenger RNA of Drepanopeziza brunnea f. sp. 'multigermtubi' MB_m1, 597 nucleotides long. The record is from RefSeq and is a predicted model, not a curated record. NCBI's taxonomy places the organism in Eukaryota, Fungi, Ascomycota, Leotiomycetes, Helotiales, Drepanopezizaceae.